Messenger RNA from Botrytis fragariae, 2205 nucleotides. RefSeq names its product putative heterokaryon incompatibility protein. The transcript is spliced from 2 exons. The coding region runs from base 1 to 2205 and encodes 734 amino acids. NCBI's taxonomy places the organism in Eukaryota, Fungi, Ascomycota, Leotiomycetes, Helotiales, Sclerotiniaceae. The record is from RefSeq and is a predicted model, not a curated record.
AUGAGCGGAACAUUUACGACAUGUGCAACAUGCGAGCAAAUCAUUGAAUUCUCUAACGCAGGUACUAGACAAGAUAAUGUCAUAUUAGGAACUGUUUCCUCACUUAUCGACACGGAAUGUCCUCACCGAAGAUGGAUCACAAAAUUCGACCCAGAUGGCGCCGCGAUUCAAAACUUCUCCGAGUUCAAAAUUAGCAUGUUCAAAAGGGCAUCGUCCAUAGUGCUUAGAUCGAGUCGAGAUGGGACAGGUUCAUUAGGACGUCGCUUUGAAUUUGUUCAUGAGAAGAAUGAUGGAUAUCCAAAUUCGAGACGUGCACGUAUUCUUGAUCCUAUCUGGAUUGAUGAGGGGAUUAUUCUGAAUUGGAAAGAUUUGUGUAAUAAGCAUCAUGGAGCUGCAUGUGAUGAUCCCGAGAAAUUCAAACGUAUGGACGCAAUCCAGCCGACGUGGCUGAUUGAUACUGUGGCUGGAUGUCUUGUGCCUGGCCGUGAGCAUUCAAGGUUUGUUACAUUAAGCUAUAUCCGGGGGCAAAUUGUGCCUUUCUACAGCGAGAAAAGUAACAUCGAUCGGCUCCAAGAAUUAGGGGUUCUAUCAAAAGGAUCUGUAGCAGAUAAGUUACCCAUGACGAUCAAAAAUGCUAUUGAUGUUGUUCGGCUAAUUGGAGAGCGAUACUUAUGGGUCGAUACAUUAUGUAUCGUUCAAGACGACGCAGAAGCUUUGCAAACCGAGAUGAAUUCCAUGGCUAGAAUAUACACUACUUCUUGUAUCACAAUCGUAGCUACUGAUGGCAUCGACGCCAACUAUGGACUUCGAGGAUUCAAGGGAUUUACUCCUCAACGAAACUUCAAACAAAGCGUAAUGUCUAUGGGAUCUCCAGUAAAGUUGAUCAACCCCAGAAGCAGAAAUGAAAAACACAAUACUUUAUAUCACUCGCGCGCUUGGACUUACCAAGAAAAUCUUUUCGCCAAACGACGUCUUUUCUUCGAAAAUGGAACUGUCUAUUGGGAAUGUAGCAGGUCUAGUUGGGAAGAAGAAUUAUUACCUGAUCUACCACCAUUCAAGCUGCGAUCAGUUGACCCACUAGAACCUCCAGAGUUGUUCACGACUUCCAGUUUUCCAGAUAUGAAGAACAUGAAUUGUCUAUUACGGGAGUUCAAUCAAAAAGUUCUCACAUUCCCUAAUGAUGCCUUAGCGGCCUUUUCUGGUAUACAGUGGGGACUCAGUCAGAUAUUCGAGGGCGGUUUAUUAUAUGGUAUCCCUGAACUCUUCUUUGAGAUUGGGUUGAUGUGGAACCCAAUUGGUGUUGGAGAAAGACGGCAUUCAACCGAGAAAGAGAUAUUACAACUCCCAAGCUGGUCAUUCCUUGGAUGGCAAGUAGGCGCAAGUUUUGCAGACGACGGUGAAUUUGAAGCUACCUCGUGGUUCAGAGCCGAAUAUUUGAAAGGUGUCUAUAAACCUAUUACCACAUGGUACACAAUGAACCAUUCCAAAUCAACAAAUAGACGAAAAAUUGCAUCGACGUGGUACAAGUACAAAGUUCUAGCCGAAAACACCACACAAACGCCUCUCAAAGGAUGGAUGCGCAUGCCAUUCGGUUGGAAUAGUGGAUAUCCUAUGCAUCUCAACACAUUUGCGUAUUCGGGUGACGGGCAAGAAUAUGCCUAUUGGCAAUCAAACUCUCCUGAUAGAUGGUACAAAUAUCCGGUUCCGGUUCUAGACUCGAAAAAACAGUACCCUGUACAGCUGCAGACGCAAUUUCUCUACUGUCAGACCUCGAGAGCAUUCAUACAUGGCAUCACAGAUAUUUCUACAAUAGCAGAAAAGCGGUCUUCAUCUUCGUCUGAACUCAAAGAUAAUGAAAAUUUCACAAACAUCAAGCUUCAAGAUUUGAAUGGAGAAGUCGUCGGUUUCCUAACGCUUAUGUGUGAAAGAGAUAGAGCUCAUUUUACGCAAAACGCAACGACUGGGGCUCUCGUUGAACUUGUUGCUAUUUCUCAAGGAUGGUUUGGCGUCAACACGAAGAGUGGCGAGGAGGAGAAAGAAAUCAAAGAUUGGUUUCCUGACCACACGAAGCGUCAAGAUUGUUAUCAUGUGUUAUGGGUGGAGUGGGAAAAUGGUAUCGCGUAUCGAAGGGGUAAUGGGUGCGUGAUGAAAGAGGUGUGGGAGAGGAAGCGAGAGAAAGAACUGGUGGAAUUGAUACUAGGAUGA